Messenger RNA from Fonsecaea multimorphosa CBS 102226, 2421 nucleotides. RefSeq lists its product as uncharacterized. Lineage: Eukaryota; Fungi; Ascomycota; Eurotiomycetes; Chaetothyriales; Herpotrichiellaceae. Gene Ontology annotation, biological process: carbohydrate metabolic process. The coding region runs from base 1 to 2421 and encodes 806 amino acids. The record is from RefSeq and is a predicted model, not a curated record. The transcript is spliced from 3 exons.
AUGGUUGACGGCGAGCCUGAACUGAGACUGCAAAAUGCCGUGGAGAAUAGUCCAUCAGUCUAUCUCCGUGCGCACAAGGGCAAUCCCGUGGCCUGGCAAGAAUGGUCACCCAAAACUCUGUCCCUUGCAAAGCGGUACCAGCGACUUAUAUUUUUGAGUAUCGGCUACAAUGCAUGCCAUUGGUGUCAUGUGAUGGAACGGGAGUCGUUUAGCUCUCCUGAUGUGGCAGAGAUCCUUAACAACUUCUUCAUCCCAAUCAAGUUAGAUCGGGAAUCACGGCCUGAUCUAGACGACAUCUACAUGAGCUAUGUCACGGCGACGACGGGCUCCGGAGGCUGGCCUUUGAAUGUCUUCCUCACUCCAGAUCUCAAACCUGUCUUUGGGGGCACGUACUGGCCCGGACCUACCCCGACCACGAAUCUGAAGCCGGCCACUCCUCACGACGAGGCGCCAGUCACAUUCAUCGGGAUUCUCAAGAAGAUGAAGGAGGUCUGGACCACGCAACGCGAAAGGUGUCUCCAAUCGUCUUCGGAAAUUACGGACCAGUUACUCGCGUUCGCCGGCGAGGGCAUCCAUUCCCAUUCAGACAGCCAAGCUCGAGAAGCUGAACCCACUUCGUCCGAUCCACCCGAGCCACUGGACCUGGACCUGCUGGAUGACGCCCUCAGCCAUUUCAUCUCGCGCUACGACUCAACACACGGGGGAUUUAGCCCGAGCCCUACAGCGCCCAAGUUUCCGACACCUUCAAACCUCACCUUUCUUCUUCGUAUCGGCGCAGCCAUAGCUCUGCCUUCCACUCACACGCGGUUUGGUUUCUUCAGCCCAGUUCCUGGGAUCUUGGGUCGAGAGUCAUGCCUCACCGCUGCAAGGAUGUCUCUGCAUACUCUUCUUGCCAUGUCACGGUCCGGUUUGAGAGAUCAAUUAGGCUAUGGAUUCCAUCGAUACAGCGCCACCGCCGACUGGAAUCUCCCGCACUUUGAGAAGAUGAUGUGCGACAAUGUGCAGCUGCUCGGCUGCUACUGCGACGCCUGGGCACUAGGCAGGGACCCAGAGAUUCUCGGCACGAUCUACAACCUCGUCGAGUAUUUUACGAACCCUGAGUCCCCGAUCGUCCAUCCGGAGGGUGGUUGGUACUCGAGCGAAGACGCAGACUCGCGUACCACCCUUUCCACCAUGAGUAAUGGAGCAAUGUCGGACGACAAGAAGGAAGGCGCCUUCUACGUGUGGACGUUCAAGGAGUUCCAGUCGAUCCUUGGGGAACGGGAUGCAGCGAUCUUGGCUCGGCACUUUGGCGUCCGACCGGAUGGCAACGUACCCGCCCAACAUGACAUGCACGACGAGUUCCUGACCCAGAACGUGCUGCACGUCCAAGCCACCCCGUCUAUAUUAGCCAAAGAAUUCGGCAUGCCGGAGGAGGAAAUCGUGCGGAUAGUCAAGUCCGGCCGCGCACAGUUACGCGAGCACCGCAAGACGAAACGCGAAAAGCCCGAGGUGGACACAAAGAUAAUUGCCUCGUGGAACGGACUUGCCAUUACGGCUCUGGCGCGCGCAGCCAACACUCUGGCGACGAUCGACAAGCACCGCGCCAACAGGUGUCAGGACGCCGCCGAAAGGGCUGCAGCCUUCAUCCGGAAGAGCAUGUAUGACGAGGCUACAGGGCAGUUGGUGCGGGUGGCAGGUCCACCGGCCUCGCAGCUCAAUCAAGAUGCCGACAACACCAAUACCGCCUUUGUAGAUGACUACGCAUAUCUCGUCCUGGCUAAUCUCGCCCUGUACGACCUGACCCUUUCUCAACCGUACCUCGAUUGGGCUAUUCAGCUUCAAUCCUAUUUGGACGAACAUUUCAUCGCCAGCACCACGGGAGGAUACUUCCAGUGUCCCAAGCCCCGCGACUCCUCAACCACAGAACAAAUCAUCCGCCUCAAGCCCGGGACCGACAACGCCCUCCCAUCUCCCAACGGCAUCAUCUGCACCAACCUGCUCUACCUCUCUUCCUACAUCCAAUCCCAACACCCGUCCCGAUCCGCAUCCGAAGCGUCCGCCUACACGUCCCGAGCCCGCGCGCUAUUAGACGCCUUCGCCGUCGAAAUCAUCCAGCAUCCUUUCCUCUACGUCACGCUCUUGGGAGCAACGGUCAUGGAGCAAGUCGGCGUGAAGACGAUAAUUGCACCCAUGACGGCCAAGGAAAGCGAGCUCAGGAGAUUGAAGGGGUGGGGGAGGACCGUGGUCAGGGGGAUUGUGUCGGAGGUGAUGAUCUGUACGAAAGAUGGGGUGUGUCGUGCAUUGAGACGCGAAGACCUGGAGGAUGUGGAUGACUUGGACGCCGAAGCCGAAGAGGAGAAAGCCAGGGCCCUUGGGAAAGUGGACAGCGUGUCUUCGGUGGGGGAAUUGAGGAAGGCUGCUGUCCCGGCUUCUGCGUGA